Physeter macrocephalus (sperm whale) is the source of this 2893-nucleotide messenger RNA. RefSeq names its product AKT serine/threonine kinase 3 (gene AKT3). Gene Ontology annotation, molecular function: protein serine/threonine kinase activity; ATP binding. Gene Ontology annotation, cellular component: cytoplasm; nucleus. The transcript has 16 exons. Bases 197 to 1792 code for a protein of 531 amino acids. Gene Ontology annotation, biological process: protein phosphorylation. NCBI's taxonomy places the organism in Eukaryota, Metazoa, Chordata, Mammalia, Artiodactyla, Physeteridae. The record is from RefSeq and is a predicted model, not a curated record.
GCCCCCUCUCCUCCCCCCCGCCCCCCGGCUCCAUCCUCCGCCGCCGCCCGAGCAGCUGCGGGGCCGCCGCCGCCGCCUUUGCAGGCUGAGUCAUCACUAGAGAGUGGGAAGGGCAGCAGCAGCAGAGAAUCCAAACCCCAAAGCUGGUAUCACAAAGUACCUUUUCUCCAAGUUGGGGGCUCAGAGGGGCGCCAUCAUGAGUGAUGUUACCAUUGUGAAAGAAGGUUGGGUUCAGAAGAGGGUAGCAGGAGUAUUUUGUGUGGUGAGAAGUUGCUGUACUACUCUCAUGACACUGUUCUCCAAAGCCUGGAUCAAAGGGCACAACAGGAGACUAUGGAGUCCCUUUGGUGGAGCCCACAGGCGGAGAGGAAGCACAGGAUUCAUAAGAUGGAGGGCGGGAGAAUAUAUAAAAAACUGGAGGCCAAGAUAUUUCCUUUUGAAGACAGAUGGCUCAUUCAUAGGAUAUAAAGAGAAACCCCAAGAUGUGGAUUUACCUUAUCCCCUCAACAACUUUUCAGUAGCAAAAUGCCAGUUAAUGAAAACAGAACGACCAAAGCCAAACACAUUUAUUAUCAGAUGUCUCCAGUGGACCACUGUUAUAGAGAGAACAUUUCAUGUAGACACUCCAGAGGAAAGGGAAGAAUGGACAGAAGCUAUCCAGGCUGUAGCAGACAGACUUCAGAGGCAAGAAGAGGAGAGAAUGAAUUGUAGUCCAACUUCACAAAUUGAUAAUAUAGGAGAGGAAGAGAUGGAUGCUUCUACCACCCAUCAUAAAAGAAAGACAAUGAAUGAUUUUGACUAUUUGAAACUACUAGGUAAAGGCACUUUUGGGAAAGUUAUUUUAGUUCGAGAGAAAGCAAGUGGAAAAUACUAUGCUAUGAAGAUUCUGAAAAAAGAAGUUAUUAUUGCCAAGGAUGAAGUGGCACACACUUUAACUGAAAGCAGAGUAUUAAAGAACACUAGACAUCCCUUUUUAACAUCCUUGAAAUAUUCCUUCCAGACAAAAGACCGUUUGUGUUUUGUGAUGGAAUAUGUUAAUGGGGGAGAGCUGUUUUUCCAUUUGUCGAGAGAGCGGGUGUUCUCUGAGGACCGCACACGUUUCUAUGGUGCAGAAAUUGUCUCUGCCUUGGACUAUCUACAUUCCGGAAAGAUUGUGUACCGUGAUCUCAAGUUGGAGAAUUUGAUGCUGGAUAAAGAUGGCCACAUAAAAAUUACAGAUUUUGGACUUUGCAAAGAAGGGAUCACAGAUGCAGCCACCAUGAAGACGUUCUGUGGUACACCAGAAUAUCUGGCACCAGAGGUGUUAGAAGAUAAUGACUAUGGCCGAGCCGUGGAUUGGUGGGGCCUUGGGGUUGUCAUGUAUGAAAUGAUGUGCGGGAGGUUACCUUUCUACAACCAGGAUCAUGAGAAACUUUUUGAACUAAUUCUAAUGGAAGACAUUAAAUUUCCUCGAACACUUUCUUCAGAUGCAAAAUCAUUGCUUUCAGGGCUCUUGAUAAAGGAUCCAAAUAAACGCCUUGGUGGAGGACCAGAUGAUGCAAAAGAAAUUAUGAGACACAGUUUCUUUUCUGGAGUAAACUGGCAAGAUGUGUAUGAUAAAAAGCUUGUACCUCCUUUUAAGCCUCAAGUAACAUCUGAGACAGACACCAGAUACUUUGAUGAAGAAUUUACAGCUCAGACUAUUACAAUAACACCACCUGAAAAGUAUGAUGAGGACGGUAUGGACUGCAUGGACAAUGAGAGGCGGCCGCACUUCCCUCAGUUUUCCUACUCUGCAAGCGGACGAGAAUAAGUCUCUUCUGCUACUUCACUGUCAUCUUAGAUUUAUUACUGAAACUGAUUCCUGGACAUCACAGCAGUCCUAGCUCUUACAAAUGCAGGAGCACCUUCAGACAUCCCAGACCAGUCCAAGGUCUUCACCCCUCGCCGCCUUUCACCCACAUGAGAACACACAUAUAUGCAGACAUACUCGACUUUUGUUUUUGCAUGAAAUUGUAUCUCAGUCUAAGGUCUCAUGCUGUUGCUGCUACUGUCUUACUAUUAUAGCAACUUUAAGAGGUAAUUUUACAAUCUUUGGAAGUCAUGAGCCCACCAUUGUUCAUUUGUGCACCAACUGUCAUCUUUUGAUCUUUUGAUUUUUGUUUUUCCCUAACAGUGAAGGCUAAAUGAUUCUAGGUACAUUUUUUAACUUUCUAGACGAUAAAUCAAAAACUAACUAGACUAAGAAGAUUUAGUUUAUAAUUCAGAACAAGCAAUUGUGGAAGCGUGGUGAUGUGCAUAUGCAAAAUUUUAGUAAAGCAUAUCAGAUCAGUGUGUAAAAUAGGUAUGUAUCAGUAAGAUCCUCCUGGAAUUCAUUAGGAAGCAUUUGAGAGAAGGAAUGAACAACUAUUAAGAUAGAUAUAUACAUUUAUAAAUUCUUAUUCGAUACUGCAGAGGAAGCCUGGUAUUACAUGUGGAUGUCCAGAUUUCACAGGCAGUUGUUGGCAAAGGAACAUUGUUCGACCAAGGAAGGAAGCAUAUGCACAGCAGAGUAGGUCACUUAAAGGGUCUAUGAUAUGAUUUGCACCAGAGAGCGUUUUAUUUCCCCUGUGCUUGGAAACCUUUUUCCCUUCUUGAUAUUAUCACCUCUGAUGGCUGAAGAAUGUAGACAGGUGUAAUGAUCCUGCUUUUCACCAAAAUUUGUACACCAAGGUAAACAGGUGUUUGCCUUAUUUGUUUCAAUUUUUUACUUUCAGUUCUACGUGAAUUAGCUUUUUCUCGGAUGUUAAAACUUUGAAUGUCCUUUUAUGAUUUUGUUUAUGUUGCAGUAGUAUUUAUUUUUUAGUGAUGAGAAUUGUAUGUCAUGUUAGCAAAUGCAGCUCCAACUUAACAUAAAACAGACUUACUGCAGUUU